AUGCGGCGGCAGCGAUUUCAGGUGAGGUGGCCUUUGCCUUGGGUGGCUUCCACCAUGGCAACUGGUCCUACCCGAUGGAUCACUUGGAGGUCCUGUGCCCUGCUCCGGUCCGCCGCAGCCGUGAGCAUCACCCCGAAGCAGCCAUGUGAGAACCCCGAAUCUCGGCCCGCCUGUUGGCGCCGGGCACGGAGCCGGGGCGCACCUGGUAUGGCGCAGGACAGAUCGCCGCUGCAGGCCACGGGCAAAGCCCGCCUAGAGAUGCCGGAUGAAUCCGGAGGCGCUGGGGACUGUUCUUCAAGACAAGCUCAGAAGCAGGUCACUCGCCGACUCAGCCGUCUCGAUGCCCAAAGAGCUCUUGAGACUUUCGCCACCUUGGCCAAGCAGAAGGUGCAGCUGAAUGCUUUCCAUGCUAGUGCCGUGGUUGCGGCCUGUAGCAAGGAGAGUCAAUGGCAGCAGUCUCUGGCAUUGCUGUCGGAGCUGGCUCAGCUGACGAUUCAGACAGAUGUCGUCGUGUUCAACUCUGUGACUCAAUCAUGUGCAACAUGCCAGCAGUGGCAAACAGCCUUGGAUCUCUGCCUUUCAAUGCGAGGGAUAUCGGUACCUCCUAACGACAAGACGCAUUGCACGGCUUCGAACGCCUGUGCCGGUGCUUCACAAUGGGAGGAGAGCCUGCGUAUCACCGGCACAGCCUUCCAGGAUGCAAGUUCAGCGAAGGUAGCCUGCAACACGGCGCUUCGCGCCUGUGGCACGUGGUCACUCUGGCGAUCGGCAUUGGAAGUGGCUGCUUCGUUGCGCCGCUUCUUUAUCGAGCUUGAUCAAGUUGCAGCUACAACUACAAUCCGCUUGUUGACAAGCGCCUCACAGUGGCAGCUGUCACUGCAAAGUGAACAGGUGACAGGGGUCAUCGUCUCUGAGGAUCCAAUCACAAGCAGCGCUUUGAUGGCAGCUGAGGGGGAGGCAGCUCUCUGGGAGGAAGCGUUGUCUCUGCUGUGGAUCAUGGUCUCAAACCGAUCUGCCGAUGUCUUCAGCUUCAGCACAGCCAUCACAGCCUGCACCGCCGGCAGCACUUGGGAGCUUGCCUUGGAGCUUCUCGGCUCGAUGAGCAAGGAGCAAAUUCGGCCCAAUGUCGUGGCCCUGAGCGCUACCCAAGCUGCAGCGGCGGCUGGGAGCCGAUGGCGCGAAGCCAUGGAGCUUUUGACUACUAUGCUCGAGACAACUCAGGCACCGAAUGAGAUCACGCUCAUGGCAGUCAUCGAUGCCUGCGGUUCAGGCCAGAAGUGGAAUGCGGCCCUGGGGCUGUUGAUGUCGGCACAGGAGCUGAGGAUUCGACUCUCCCAAGCCAGCUACACGGUCGCGAUGACCGCAUGCGAAGCUGGACGCCAGUGGGAACAAGGAUUGUGCACUUUGCGUUCGAUGCCAUCAUCGGCUUUGAUACCAAACGAGAUAUCACUCUCGGCCACCACGCUGGCUUGUCAAAGACACGCAGGUUGGGCUAUCGCGUUGCAGCUUCUCCCCGACAGAGGGUCUGCGAAGGUCGGCUUGGGUGGUGUGAGCGCUCUGCGCUGGGCCGCCCUUCUGGGCAGCUGUGAAAACGUGGAGAAGUGGAGUUUGGCAAUGUCACUGAUGCUCCGUCUCACAAGUGGCCGAGUCCAAGCCAGCGCAAUGGCCGGUAAUGCUGCACUGAGUGCAUGUGCAGCUGCUAGCCGAUGGCGUCAGUCACUGAACAUCCUGGGCCUACAUGCAGGCGUGCGGCCUUCUGCCAUUACUUUCAGUUCGAUGCUGAGCGCAUGCAACAGAUCUGGCCAUUGGCUGCAUGCACUCGGGACCGUGAGGCUGCUGCAGACACGGGGAGUUCGACAGACGAGUUUUGGGGCCACAGCUGCAAUUCUCUGCUGUGCUGAGCAGAGCUCCUGGAUGUUGGCACUUCGCAUGCAUGAGGAGCAAAGUGCAGGCGUAGAAGGACUGGCCGGGAUUGCGCAGGCCUGCAGCCAACGCAACGACUUGAUGCUGCCCAUGCUGCCCUUACUCGACUCUGUUGAGGGGUCGACACUGGGCGCUCUGAAAAAUCUCUCCUGCCGAUUCCUACCAUGCUUCCCUUCAGGUGGUCCAGGUCGCAGGGGCGGGGGGGGGGGCAGGGCGGCCGCAGAAGUCGAUUGCGUUCCUUUUCGGCACUCGGCUCAAGUUGUCGAUAGCGACUCUUUUGUUGUUUUUUUGUUUUUCUUUGUGUGUGUGUGUGUUGAGGAAGGGCCUGUGAGCGUGUUUCCGCUUAUUCCCAUCGAUGGCGAGAAGUAG
This is a messenger RNA of Symbiodinium sp. CCMP2592, 2292 nucleotides long. The record is from the annotation of a GenBank genome assembly. Lineage: Eukaryota; Dinophyceae; Suessiales; Symbiodiniaceae.